Oncorhynchus keta (chum salmon) is the source of this 1089-nucleotide messenger RNA. RefSeq names its product regulator of G-protein signaling 14-like. NCBI's taxonomy places the organism in Eukaryota, Metazoa, Chordata, Actinopteri, Salmoniformes, Salmonidae. The record is from RefSeq and is a predicted model, not a curated record. The transcript is spliced from 6 exons. Gene Ontology annotation, molecular function: GTPase activator activity. Bases 1 to 942 code for a protein of 313 amino acids. Gene Ontology annotation, biological process: signal transduction.
AUGUCUCCAGAGUUGAAUGGGGUGUCAGAGGUGCAAGGGGCCAGUGUUGGCCUGUGUUCCAGCAGUAACUCCAAUCUCCCCACAGUGCCCAGUGAGGAAGUCAGUGGUGUGGGGAAGUUGACCAGCUGGGCUUUAAACCAGGAGUCUCGCUCCAUCUACAACACCUACCUCUCAGGCAGUGCUUCCCAUCCCAUCAACAUUGAUGAGGAGCGGGACGUGAGAAACCCUCACCUUGACAUGUAUCACAAGACCCCAAAACAGGUCUUCAAGCUGAUGAAGUUUGACAGCUACACGCGCUUUGUUCGCUCCCAGCCCUACCAGAGCUGCAUGUCUGCCAAUGUGGAGGGCAGGCCUCUACCUGACCUGGGACCCUGCUCGAAGAGCACAGCAACCAGGAAAACUGCUGGGACUGACAGCGCCUCACUCAGUGACAGGCACAAGGCUGACCAGAAACCACAAAAGAAACCAAAGGUCAAACCAAGAAAUGAUCUUCCUUUGGAUGUGGAUGAGGGAGCAGAGAAGAAGAUGAAAGCUCUACAGAACAAGUUGACCAGAGACAAACUUCAGGAAAAGAGGUGCUGGUGGGGAGAAGAGCUUGCUGACCAUGCUGCAGUCUUACAGAGCAGUGCCAGGCCGGGGUCUCUCCUCGAUGCAGUAGAGCAGUUGGAGAGAGAGCGUUGGCGUGCGGGCCAGGCUGAGAACUGCUGUGUGUUCCUACCUGACGGUACUGCCUCCCUGGCUCCAGCCCGUGCUGGACAUUCCAUCCACACCAUGCUGACUGGGCUCUAUGACAAGAAAGGCUUCCCCCUCUUGGAUGUCAUCAUCUACCUGCAGGGCAAGGACAAGUUGAGCCUCAGUCAGAGUUGGCUCCUACAUGCAGGGCAAGGACAAGUUGAGCCUCAGUCAGAGUUGGCUCCUACAUGCAGGGCAAGGACAAGUUGAGCCUCAGUCAGAGUUGGCUCCUACAUGCAGGGCAAGGACAAGUUGAGCCUCAGUCAGAGUUGGCUCCUACAUGCAGGGCAAGGACAAGUUGAGCCUCAGUCAGAGUUGGCUCCUACAUGCAGGGCAAGGACAAGUUGAGCCUCAGUC